Molecule: messenger RNA, 2959 nt
Organism: Daucus carota subsp. sativus
Lineage: Eukaryota; Viridiplantae; Streptophyta; Magnoliopsida; Apiales; Apiaceae
Product: DNA mismatch repair protein MSH5
Exons: 35
Coding region: 208-2652 (814 amino acids)
Biological process (GO): chiasma assembly; mismatch repair
Cellular component (GO): nucleus
Molecular function (GO): ATP-dependent DNA damage sensor activity; ATP binding; mismatched DNA binding
Source: RefSeq, a predicted model, not a curated record
UAGAACAAUUUUUGUGCCUCGCGUCUUUUCUACAUAAAGCUAACCCGGGAAAGUCCGAUCAACAGCUUCUUCAACUUCAAAACACACACUCUCGGAACAGUAAAUUCUGUAACUCUUUCUUCUACUCGAUCUCGAUCGCAAUUGCAAUCGAAUCGCAUAGUUCUUUUCUCCGCGAGAUUAACCUGCCAGGAAUUAGGAGCAUCAGAUAUGGAGGAAGUCGACGAAACAUCAACCACAAGUCAGGUUUAUAUGGCGUGCAUUGUGCAUGGCCAUAGAGUUGGAGUUUCUUAUUAUGAUUCUAGUAUCCGCCACCUUUACGUUACAGACUUCUGGGAAGAUGGGAGCUCUGACUUUUCUCUACUUGAUAUAGCCGACUCUACCUCAGUUAAAUACCAAGCAAAACCUCAAGUGAUUUAUACAAGCACUAAAAGUGAAGAAGGCUUUUUGGCUGCUUUGCAGCAAAAUGAUGGAACUAGUGAGGCUCCUACUGUAAAGCUUAUGAAAAGUUCAAUAUUCAGUUACGAGCAAGCAUGGCACAGGCUGAUAUACCUUCGAGUUAUGGGAAUGGAAGAGGGACUAAAUAUAAAAGAGAGAGUUUGUGUUCUGAGCUCAAUGAUGGACGUUGGAAGUGAGAUUCAAGUUCGUGCAAGUGGAGGUCUUCUUGCCAUAUUAGAGAAUGAAAGGAUAGUAGAUACCCUUGAACAACAGGAAGGGGGUGUAUCAAUUACAAUUGAUUCUAUUGCUGAGAUAUCACUGAACAACUUUCUCAAAAUUGAUUCAGCAGCUCAUGAGGCACUACAAAUAUUUCAAAUAGACAAACAUCCAAGCCAUAUGGGCAUCGGUAGAGCUAAAGAAGGGUUCUCUGUGUUUGGUAUGAUGAAUAAGUGUGUAACGCCAUUGGGAAGACGCCUUUUGAAGAACUGGUUCCUGAGGCCUAUACUUGAUCUUGAUAAUCUGAACAAUCGUCUCAAUGUUAUAUCAUUCUUCCUUUUGUCGGAAGAAUUAUCGUCUUCUUUGCGCGAAACGCUGAAGUCAGUUAAGGAUGUUCCCCACAUAUUGAAGAAAUUUAAUUCUCCAAGCUCUAUAUGUACAAGUAGUGACUGGGCAUGUUUGUUAAAGAGCAUUUGUUCUCUCUUGCACAUCAACAAGAUAUUUGAAGUAAGAACAUCUGAAACUCUGCACGAGCAAGUGAGUUUGUUAGACUUGGACAUUCUUGAAAAGGUGGGUUCUUCCAUAUCUGGGGAUCUGGCUUAUGUCUAUGAAUUGGUAAUCGGAGUUAUUGAUGUAAAUAGAAGUAAAGACAAAGGCUACGAGACAAUAAUAAAAGAUGGUUUUUGUGAUGAGUUGGAUGAGAUGCGACAAAUUUAUGAAGAAUUGCCAGAAUUUCUGGAGGAGGUUUCAGCACUGGAACUUUCACGACUUCCUCAUAAUCAUGUGCAGAAGCAUCGUCCUUGCAUUUUCUAUAUACACCAGAUAGGAUAUUUGAUGUGCAUAUACGAGGAGAAGCUCUCUGACACCAUGCUGGAGAAACUUCAAGACUAUGAAUUUGCUUUCUCUAAUGAAGAUGGCGAUUCUACAUCCUUUUUUUAUCACACUGCGAAGACAAGAGAGUUAGACACUCUUCUGGGAGAUGUAUAUCACAAAAUUCUCGACAUGGAGAGGGCUAUUACAAGAGAUUUAGUAUCACGUCUGCAGCUGUUUUCUCAAGAUCUGCUUAAGGCUGUGAAAUUUUCAGCUGAACUUGAUUGUUUUUUGGCUUUAGCACUCGUUGCUCGUCAAAACAAUUACGUUCGGCCCAUUUUGACUUCAGAAUCUUUGCUUGAUGUACGAAAUGGAAGCAGGCAUGUUUUGCAGGAGAUGACUGUUGACACAUUCAUUCCCAAUGAUACAAAAAUUUUAGAUCAAGGGAGGAUCAACAUCAUCACAGGCCCCAAUUAUUCAGGAAAAAGUAUUUACAUAAAGCAGGUAGCUUUAAUAGUUUUCCUUUCCCACAUUGGGAGCUUUGUUCCAGCUGAUGCAGCGACUGUGGGUUUGACUGAUAGAAUAUUUUGUUCAAUGGGAAGCAAGCAUAUGACUGCUGAACAGUCAACAUUCAUGAUUGAUCUCCGUCAAGUGGGAUUGAUGCUAAGGCAUGCAACUUCUAAAUCUUUAUGUCUGUUGGAUGAGUUUGGCAAAGGUACUCUUACUGAAGAUGGCGUUGGUCUUCUUGGUGGAACUAUAAAUCAUUUUAUCUCAAUGUACGACCCUCCAAAGGUUCUGGUUUGCACUCACUUGACAGAAAUAUUUGAUGAAGGAUGCUUACUUGAGUCAGAUAAAGUCAAAUGCCACACCAUGAGUGUGCUAAGACCUGACAAGAACUGCACAGACAUUGAAGAUAUUGUAUUUUUGUACAGGCUUAUUCCUGGACGUGCACUUCUAAGCUAUGGUCUACAUUGUGCACUACUUGCUGGUAUACCAGAGGAUGUUAUCAGGAGGGCUGCAUAUGUUUUGGAUGCUACUGGACAUGAUAGACAUAUUGAGCGGCUAUCCUGUGACAACAUAUCCACACAAGAUCAGCAAUAUAAGGAUUCUGCUGAUAAGAUGUUGGCUUUUGAUGCUCUCCAUGGUGAUUUAAGUCUGUUCUUUCAAGAUGUAUUUCCAACUACCUCUUGAAUGAUUAAAGCAUACCCAUUUUUUCUGGGGAAGUUGAAACCUCAAAAUAUAAGCAAAAGCUCAAGAAGCUAGAAGAAUUGGGAUAGGUAACCAGGUUUUGAGUUACUAGUGGGUUAUUUUUAUGACAAUGCAAUGGGAUAUAACAUCAUCCUAAAUAGUGUUGAAGCCAAUUUCUGUAUACUGGGGGUAGAUCGUGUCUAGUUAUAUGAAUGUAUAGUGUUUUUUUUCUUUGUAAAUUUUAGACCGAGUUCGAGAAUUUUCGUCAAGGAGUAUUGAAUGCCAUACCCCUUCUCAAGUUGUUCAUUUA